This is a messenger RNA of Suillus fuscotomentosus, 621 nucleotides long. RefSeq lists its product as uncharacterized. The coding region runs from base 1 to 621 and encodes 206 amino acids. The record is from RefSeq and is a predicted model, not a curated record. Gene Ontology annotation, cellular component: mitochondrion; cytoplasm. The transcript is spliced from 3 exons. Gene Ontology annotation, molecular function: 2 iron, 2 sulfur cluster binding. Gene Ontology annotation, biological process: iron-sulfur cluster assembly. NCBI's taxonomy places the organism in Eukaryota, Fungi, Basidiomycota, Agaricomycetes, Boletales, Suillaceae.
AUGCUGUCCUCACUAGGUCGUUCGUGUUCAGCACGCAAUGUCGUCCACUCAAUACGUGUAUCCGCCAUCUACUCCACUCAUCGUCGUGCGAUGAUGUCCGCCUUGAGCUCUCAACCUCAGAGACCACCGGAAGCGCAUUCCAGCUCUAGUGCAAAGCAGCCUCUGAAAGAUUCACCGCCUGUUGUCGUGCCCACUGCAAAGUCGUUAUCAUCCGAACCAGCUUCUCCGCAGGUAGCUGCUCGCCCACCACCUAUACCAAAGGCAGAGCGACCGCGGCCAACUAUUCGGUCCACGAAAGCGGUAUUAAGUAUGACACCGACUGCGAUACAGCGGCUGCGUGGCUUGCUUAAUAGUCCGACACCACAAUUAAUUCGCAUAAGUGUGCGAAACAAGGGUUGUGCUGGCCUGUCUUACCACCUUGACUAUGUGGAGAAGCCGGAAAAGUUCGACGAGGUAGUACAACAAGAUGGGGUCAAGGUCCUCAUAGACAGCAAGGCACUUUUUUCAAUAAUAGGCAGUGAGAUGGACUGGAAGGAGAGUGCGCUAAGUUCCAAAUUCGUUUUCAACAAUCCUAAUAUCAAGGACGCAUGUGGAUGUGGAGAGUCAUUCACUGUUGCAUAG